Molecule: messenger RNA, 2013 nt
Organism: Guyanagaster necrorhizus
Lineage: Eukaryota; Fungi; Basidiomycota; Agaricomycetes; Agaricales; Physalacriaceae
Exons: 17
Coding region: 1-2013 (670 amino acids)
Biological process (GO): proteolysis
Molecular function (GO): serine-type peptidase activity
Source: RefSeq, a predicted model, not a curated record
AUGACCUGGUUGGUACCGUUUCUCCUCGCUGGUACUCUUAUCGCAGCCAAGCCUCCAAAGGAUGCUUGUGCAGAAAUCGCAGACAAGAAAUGGGUUACGCCUAUCCAGGCCAGAGCUUGCCUCUCUCUGGCUGGCGUCGACCCUGUACUAAAGGCCAAUACCAUCGAGGUCCUGAACAAGACCCUUGCUUUCCAUACCUCAGUCAACUACCAGAUCCAAGCACCGGAGCCCUUCCAACAUGACGUGCACGAAGAUCUCCACGCCGACCUCGCCAGGAUCGCGUUCCAGGAUAAUCACACUUCCGAGUUUGACCUCCAUCUCGACCUCUUCCGUACUUUUAAACGCGUCAACGAUGGGCACUGUGUCGUGUUGAAUUACUGCUACGACUCACUCUACGUAUCCUACCUCCCGACACCUCUCGUGCUUCUUUCCGACACCGCGGGCGCACAACAUGUCCAUAUAGCCCCAGAGGCUUUCUCCGUCGCCUCGACAGAAUUCGGUGACGAGAUCGACUAUUGGCAGAAACGAUUACCCGGGACGCUCAAAGGGAAGCUCGAGUCCCUCUCUGGGGCUCGAGUCCUCCUUAUUGAUGGCCAAGACCCAUUUGUCGCUGUCAACGUCAAUGCGCAAGUUACGGGAAGCUAUCAAUCAUUCGGCACCCGUCAAAAUUCUUUCUUCUCCUCGUACCACCGUGGCCGCGACGGUUGGGAGUACGUGAUGGGAAACUUUGCCCAACAGACGCAUCCCCUCGUAGAUGCUGUCGAGCUCACAAUCCUGCGUGUGAAUAGCACAUCCAUUGACACCGUCACAAUCCCUUAUAGGUCUCGCUUUGGCUCCGGCUCGAAGAAUUUCACCGAUUUUCAAUCCUAUCGAGCGAACAACUGCCUUGCGGGGAAACAUACUAACGGCUACGAUGCAUACGAUAGUUUUGACGUUGAAAGACCGAUAGCUUACUUCCAACAGCAACCUCCCGUGGAUCCCAGAGACGUGCGAAGACAUCCGAUGAAUGUGAUCGUGGAUGCUGUUCCGCCGACAGACAUCAAGCUACCAGAAGAGCUACAACCCACUCCACCGGCACUGAAUGAGAGCUAUAGUGUGGCACAGUUUUAUCUGCUUAAUGACAAGACCACAGGGGUGCUUGCUCUGGGAAGCUUCUCCGCUCAGAGUUUCUCGACCUUCCAGUCCAGCCUGCUGUCGGGUCUGAACAGCCUCAAGUCAUUGGGGGCUAAACGUCUAGUUGUAGACGUGACGAACAACGGCGGCGGAUACAUUUGCAUUGCCCAUUGGCUUCACCGCAUUAUCAUAGGUCCCAAAGAAUCUACCGAGCCUCAAGCAGGUCUGGACAGUAAAACACGCGCCGGACCUCUGGCCCAGUUAAUCGUCAAAAAGAUCCUGGACGGUGCCGAUCCGGAGGAGCUGCUUUCUUAUAGCCCUCAACAAUGGACGAAUGCCUCUCACAUACCAUUCCCAGCUGACUCUGACUGGCUUCAUCCUGUGGUCAAUCUAAAUAUUAACGGGCGAGCUGAUGCGUUCAGUCCUAGGCUGGGACAAGAGUGCCAGCCGUUCAGUGAAGAUCCUCCUGUGGAUCCCUUAUUUAAACCCCACGAGGUUGUGAUCGUGUCAAAUGGGAGAUGCGCAAGUUCCUGCUCGCUCUUCAGUAUAACAAUGUCCAAGCUUGAUGGUGUCAAAACUGUGGUCGUCGGUGGGAAGAAGGACACGCCUCAAGAAUACUGUGGAACAGUCGGCGGUCAAUCCACGGAUUUUUCGACCAUCGACACCGAGAUCAGGACAACGCACUUGAAGAAUCACACACUUGCUCCACCAGACCUACUCACGAAUACCGUGCAAGGGAUCACAUGGAGACUUGGGUUCGGAAUUGACGACCCCGAGGAGCCAGAGGAGUGGCAGGGUCAUCCCGCGGAUCUCAACUUGCCACUAACGGAAGCCAUUGUCAACAAACCGAUGGAAAUUUGGGAGACAGUGGUUAGAGAGGUGUUUGAAGGAGUUGCCUGA